AGUGAAGACAUGUCAUUGUGAAUCAUGAACGUAUUUAUACAAGCGAGCUAUCUCAUUUCCUAUCACAAAUCUGCAAAUUCUCUUUUCUUUUUCGACUCCACCCAAAGCAUACAUACUCACAUUCUUGUACCUGACUUCACACAAUGGGCUCAGUUGGUCCUUCAACAAACGACAUCAUCGCCACCCUCGAUGCUGUAAGCCCAAGUCAAUUCGGCGGCGAUGAAGUCGAGCGUCUCCGCGUCCGUGCAGCUGCGCGUCGUUUGCUAGCAAGAGUCGAAACUCCAUAUGAACGAGCAUGGGGUUUUUGUUUCGAACAUCCUGCUGUCUUUGCGGCUUUGCAGACUGCGAUUGAUUUAGGAAUCUGGAAGGCUUGGACCAAGGAAGGUGGAGGGAAAAAGACGAUCGAUGACUUGGUUAAGUUGACUGGGAGGGAUGUUGAGCCAGACUUGUUGCGACGUCUGUUCCGUCUCCUGGCUGCGUUUUAUGUGGUUGAGGAGGCAGGUGUAGACACCUUCAAACCCACACCAUUCUCAUACGCCAUUGGUGAUGAAAGUACCAAGGUCCGAGCCUCCCUCGAAGCAGCAACCUACCAGUACAUCUCAGCUGGCCAAAAUCUCCCCAAAUACCUCGCGAAAAUAGGCUACAAAGUCCCCACAGCAGCAGAAGACAACAACUACGCAGGCAGCGAUCCCGACGGCCUCAACUUCUUCGGUCGUCUUCAGAAGAGUCCAGAGUACUAUGAAGCCUUCACAGGACACAUGGAGGCGUGGACAUCUUGGAAGACACCUUGGACUAAGAUUUAUGAUCCUAGUAAUUUGAUUGAGGGUGCUGAUCUUAGCAAACCGCUGGUUGUGGAUGUUGGAGGUAAUACGGGUAUUGAUAUCUCGCAUGUUCUCAAGGCCAGGCCGGAUUUGCCAAAGGGCGUUUUGGUGUUGCAGGAUUUACCGGAGAUUAUUGAGCGGGCGGAUGUUGAUGAGAAGAUUACGGCUAUGGCUCAUGAUUUCUUCAAGCCUCAGCCAGUAAAGGGGAGUCGGGCAUACUUCAUGCACGCUGUUCUUCACGACUGGCCCGAUGCUCAAGCAAUUCAACUUCUACAGAACACCAAAGAUGCUAUGACAAAGGGUUACUCUAAGCUCUUCGUCUACGAUAUCGUGCUACCACCAACUGGAGCUAGUAUCAGUCAGACUACCAUGGAUGUUCAGAUGAUGUCCCUUCUUUCAGCUUCAGAGCGAACAAAGAGUCAAUGGGAGAAAUUGUUGAGGGGGACUGGGCUCAAGAUUCUUAACUUUUGGCCUGAUCCCCAGCAGUAUGAGAUGCUGAUCGAGGCAGAGAUUGCAUGAGUUAAGGACGAAAGAACGUCCAUCAAAGACGGCAUGUAAUCACAAUGAAGAGUAAAGAGAUAUCUGCUAGUUCGAG
This is a messenger RNA of Fusarium oxysporum Fo47, 1416 nucleotides long. Its product is annotated as O-methyltransferase-domain-containing protein. Bases 144 to 1340 code for a protein of 398 amino acids. Gene Ontology annotation, molecular function: O-methyltransferase activity. NCBI's taxonomy places the organism in Eukaryota, Fungi, Ascomycota, Sordariomycetes, Hypocreales, Nectriaceae. The transcript has 4 exons. The record is from RefSeq and is a predicted model, not a curated record.